Drosophila suzukii is the source of this 893-nucleotide messenger RNA. The record is from RefSeq and is a predicted model, not a curated record. Lineage: Eukaryota; Metazoa; Arthropoda; Insecta; Diptera; Drosophilidae.
GAAUUAGUUUGCUUUUAGCUGAUCAGCGAACGGUUGAGCCAUGGAUUUAUACAGAUUUUUGCUGCUGUAUCUGGGAUUUAUUUCGAUGUCUAACGUUGUGUUUGCGAUUUGCAUUCCACCCAAUCACUGCAUUGAAGAUAUGGAGGACGCAGAUGCCAAAGAGCGAUUCGACUACGUACUGGGCAAAUAUGAGGAGCUGGAAAUGAAAAUUCCCGGAAAGCCAGUUGGUUUGCAUGGCAAAGUGGUUACGCAUGGCGAGGCGGAGGAGCAGCACUUGGUGUUCCAGUACAUGGACAACACGCUGCAUGACAUCAUCCAGACGUGUGCGUUUGUGGUCAGCCGGACUCCCGGCGAGUGCGAGAUCAUCCGGACCUACUGCUCGGCCUUCCUGGGCCGCCUGCCACGCCCCCUGCUGGAGCGCCAGCCCAUCGCCGUUUGUGAGGAUGGGGUGCGGGUGGCAGAGGAGGAAGCGGAACCGGAAGCGGAAGACAUCCCGGAUGCGGAUGCCCAGGUGGAGCAGGAGCAGGGAGUUGGUCAAACGGAGACCACAACAUCGGAGCCAGCCAACUCCAAAUUAAGAGAGUUCUACUGAUGUGAAAGUUAUCAAACAGGGGAUUAUCCCCCUUCUGCAUUUGACACCCACUUCAUUUAGUUUGCAUAAAGUGGCUGAGAUUAACUCUCCUUAACAGGAAAUUGGUUUUGGUGCGGACUUUUAAUUAGAUAGCUCUAAAAACAUUUAACGCUUCAGCACCGUACUUUGUAUUUUACUACAUUGAUCCAUAAAUACUUUGUAAACAGACUAAUAUUUAAUGUUUGCGAUUAUACUUAUCUAUUUUUUUUGAAGAGUUGAGAUAUCUUAAAAAUAAUAAUAAUAAUAAAAAAAUCGUAACUUA